ACGUAAUGUAUGGCUCAUUUUUCGCUUGAUAAUUACAGUCAUCACAGUAUGCAAAUUAUAAUAUCGCAAUCAGUCUUGUCAACGAAAAUAGUUGACACACUGACAUAAGUAAAAUACAUAUAUAUGUACAUAUCGAAGAAAAAAAAGAAAGGAUGAGAAAAAACAUAGAGUCUGACGGUAUUUUAUUAUCGUUGCAGAUUAAAGAUUAUUUAUGCUAUUUUCGCUUAUGCGAAUGAGAUAUGAAUGUGAAUAUUAUAAAUUUGUACAAAGUAAGCUUUAGGAAGAAACUAGAUGUCUUGUAAGUUAAUAACCGAUAAAAGUAACAUACAAGACGUUUACGUCUUCAUAUAUUUAAAAUAUAUUUAAAUAAGGAUACAAUGAUUUUCACGUUUAGUAAAUCGUGAAUUCGUAUUAAUAUCAAGUAAAUGUACAAUUCUAGAAAAUAACGUUAUAAGUAUAUUAUAUGUAUUCACUAUUUUGUUGUAUCAUGUAACUGUCGGUUUUUAAUAAUUGAAAAGUUAACUAUAGCUCUUCUUAUAACUAAAAUUAACAAUUUUUUAAAUACAUGCAGUAGGCAAUUACUAAUACAUGUUAAUUCUAACUUCGACAAUAUUUUACCAUUAUAUAUUAUUUGAAACUACAUUUAACUAAAACUAAUUAACAAUAAACGUCACGAGAGAAUAGCUUAAACGAUAUAUAUUGUAUUUUAGAUAAUAAAUACAGAAACAUAAAUAAAUUGACAUUGAUAUAGCGUUUGGGUUUGAUUAUGUAAUAAAGUAAAAACAUAAUUGACAUAAAAACUAGUUUAGUACUGUAUUUUUUAAAUAAGUAAUACGAAAGUUUUGCUUGCUAACGUUUUAUAUUUACUUAAACAAGACGCAAAAAGUAUCCUAAGAUGGAAUAUUAUUUGUUUGCUAAACACGAAAGUCAUAUACAUUGUAAGACUUCAUCCGGACACUUCUAUGCGGUGUAAGUUGCUCAGGUUCGAUACGAUAUCAAGUUACUUCAGUGUCUACCGAGACGAGAAACCGGUCUGAACUUACAGUUCAGUCAGUAGCAGUCAGUGUUUUACACUUUACACAAUAUGAAUUGCGAGAAUAUACCAUUAUGCUGGAAGUAUACGAACUCGGGGUUGUCGUUGUUUUUUACUACUCUGUGCAUCAUUGAUAUUUUCGGCGUAUUCCCAAUAAUUGCGCUGCCACGAGCAAUCAUACAAUGCGGACUAUAUGGGAUCCCUUUGGUACUUGUUGUAUUCGGUUUGCAAAUUUAUACAGCCAUUUUACUGGGAAAAUCGUGGAUCAUCGCGAAUACUCUGGAUCCUCAGAUUUCACGAAAAAAUCGCUAUCCCCUAGCUGCUGUGACGGAAUUAACAAUGGGUCCUCUUGCACGAUCUAUUGUUACCUUACUUUUGGAUUUGACAGUGUUCGGUUGCGGUAUUCCGAAUUUGUUAGUUGCCUCGCAGAACUUGCAAUUAUUUGGCUAUAAAGUGUCGGGACUACAUUUUGAUUUUUCCUUCUGUUAUUGGCUGUUAAUAAUCGGCAUUUUACUUUGUCCAUUAAUGUGGUUGGGCAGUCCACGAGACAUGAAAUGGGUGACGGCGUUUUCUAGCGUAGCAGUUACGUUAACAGCAAUAUUAAUAUGGUGGAGCAUUAUAACUGAUGAUGGCGUAUCCGACGUCAUGCCAAUAGCAACUUCACCGACGUGGGAUAAUUUUAUUUCUGGAUAUGGCAUGUUGGCUUUUCAGUUUGACGUACAUCCCACUCUAAUGACGAUACAAGUUGAUAUGCGUCGUCCUCGAGAUAUUGACAAAGCUAUCUUUUUUUCUUUUAUUGUAAGCGGAUCUUUGUUCGCCAUUACUGUUUGUCUGGCCGUGUGGAAAUAUGGCGGUAACACAACCGCCAAUAUCCUCGAAGCUAUUCCAUCAGGGACAAUCGCGGACAUUGCUGUUUUGUUAACCGCACUUCAACUGUGCUUUUCCAGCGUGAUCGGCUAUUCGGCUCUCUUUCAACAUUUAGAAGAUUAUUGGAGCGUGCAACAAACCUUUGGAUGGAAACGAUGCGCCAUGAGAUCGGCGGUGGUCUUCCUUAGCGUGGUUGUGGGCGAAUCGGUAUCGCGAUUUGAUAUUGUUAUGGCGCUAAUUGGCGGAUCGUUAACUGGAUCGCUAGUUUUCGUGCUACCAUCUUUGAUAUACAACCAAGCGUUAGCUUUGAAAGAGAAAUCGAUUCAAGCAAUAAAUAUUGAUGGAAGAGUUUAUCCAGAUUCUCAUAUAAGAUUCAAUGACGAAGAACAACCUUGUGCAGCUCAUUCACGUUCAAUUUACUACGGUUUCUUAAGCUCCACAAACAAUCCUCGCAG
Messenger RNA from Pseudomyrmex gracilis, 2355 nucleotides. RefSeq lists its product as uncharacterized. NCBI's taxonomy places the organism in Eukaryota, Metazoa, Arthropoda, Insecta, Hymenoptera, Formicidae. The transcript has 8 exons. The annotation marks the transcript as partial. The record is from RefSeq and is a predicted model, not a curated record.